AUGCGGUGGGAGAGCGGGGGAGGGGUCGAGGGCGUCAUUCCAAUCCUGAGUCCAGCGGCGCGUAACAUCCGCCGACUCACCACUUCCCAACAAAAAAACGCAAUGUCAGCACGUCAGAACCAACCGGCAUCCAAUCCUCAUGUCAAGAUAUCAACCUCUCAUGGCGUCCAGAGUGUCUCGGGAUUGGACGAGGAGAUGAAGAUCACCAUGCUUGGCGCCGGUCAAGAGGUCGGUCGAAGUUGUUGCGUGAUCGAGUACAAAUCCACGACGGUCGUUUGUGAUACUGGUAUUCACCCAGCCUUUAGCGGAAUGGCAGCCCUCCCUUUCAUCGAUGAGAUUGACUGGAGCUCGGUAGACGCAAUCCUAAUCACACAUUUUCAUCUCGAUCAUGCCGCAUCAUUAACUUACAUUAUGGAAAACACGAACUUCAAGGAAGGACACGGCAAGGUGUUCAUGACCCACCCCACAAAAGCUGUCUACAGGUUUUUGAUGCAAGAUUUUGUGAGGAUGAGUACAAUCGGCACGGAUAGUGAACUAUUCAAUGAAGAACAGAUGAUCACCUCUUAUGAUUCGAUCAAUGCUAUUGACUAUCACCAAGAAAUUUCCCUCGGAUCCCUAAGAUUUACCUCGUAUCCAGCGGGGCACGUACUCGGCGCAGCGAUGUUCUUAAUUGAAAUUAGCGGGAUUAGGGUUUUAUAUACCGGGGACUACUCCACUGAAGAAGAUCGUCAUCUCAUUCCUGCACGGGUCCCAAAUUGGAAUGACAAGCCCGAUGUUAUGAUCUGUGAAUCGACCUAUGGGGUGCAGAGCCUUGAACCCAGAUUCGAGAAAGAAGAAAGAUUUACAACGCUGGUUCAAAGUAUUCUCAAGCGAGGCGGUCGAGUGUUGAUGCCGGUCUUUGCGCUGGGAAGGGCUCAAGAGCUCCUUCUGAUUCUAGACGAGCACUGGGCCAACCAUCCCGAAUUAAACCAAAUUCCGAUAUACUACAUUUCCAAUCUGGCCGCAAAAUGUAUGAAGGUUUACCAAACGUUUAUCCAUGGAAUGAAUGAUCAUAUCAAGCGCAAGUUCAAUCAAGGCAUCAAUCCCUGGACAUUCUAUCGCGAAGGGAAAGGUGUCUUCAAAAAGGGCUAUGUUACCAACUUGAAAGCCAUUGACAAAUUUGAUGACCGCGGGCCGUGUGUCGUUAUGGCAAGCCCAGGAUUCAUGCAAAGUGGUGUAAGUAGAGAACUCUUGGAACGAUGGGCGCCAGAUCGUCGAAAUGCCCUAUUAGUGACAGGAUACUCGAUUGAAGGGACCAUGGCACGAGAGAUGCUCAAAGAGCCCAAUGAAAUAAUAGGAAUGAAAGGAAACAAAAUUCCUCGUCGACUCGAUGUUCAUUACAUUUCAUUCUCGGCCCACGUGGAUUACACCCAAAACGCUGCAUUCAUUGAUUCAAUCAUGCCCAGCCACCUGGUUCUCGUUCACGGAGAAUUGAACAAUAUGACUCGGUUGAAGAACGCUCUGAAAGACAAGUACACUUUGAAGAAGAGUGACAUCCAAAUCCAUACACCACGGAAUGUGGAAACCCUUCGGUUAACAUUCCAAGCCUCAAGGAUUGCACGGGCCAUUGGCUCAUUGGCCGAGGAAACCACCCCUUCGGCCGGCUCGAGCCUCUCUGGGAUCUUAGUUUCCAAAGAUGCCGCGUACACUUUGCUUUCACCUGCCGAUCUGAGGGAAUAUACCGGACUCUCGACUAGCACGAUUCUCCAAAAGCAGAAACUCAUAAUUAACGUCGGAUGGGAAACCGUUCGGUGGCACUUGAAUGGAAUGUACGGUGGUAUAAUCGAGGGACUCGAUGCUGAGGGCGUCUUGACGUUUCGGGUCUUGGAAACCGUCGACAUCAAACAAGUCACGGUCAACCAGAUGUCGCUCGAAUGGGUCGGAAGCAUAGAUAACGACAUGAUUGCGGAUUCGGUCUUAGCUCUCCUGCUGGGUAUAGAUCAAAGUCCAGCAUCCAUCAAACUGUCAGCGCCCCACCAUCACUCACAUGAUCACGAGUCAAACUCACAUCCAGAAGACAAAAAGCAAGAUAUCAAACCAAUGUCUUCUAUCCAAGAUGAGCAGGACGGUGAAGCUCACUCUCUACUGGCGAAAAUUGAUCGCCUUAUCGGAUUUCUUAGCGUCUAUUUUGGAGAUGUCAAGCUCCUAGAAGCCGAUGAGGAUCAUUCACACCCCAGGGCCGUAGUUCAUUUGGAUGAAGUUCGAGCUGAAAUAUCUUUGGAUGACUUUGCGGUCCAAUCGGAUUCAGAGAGUUUUAAAGCACGAGUCAGCAGUGUUGUGGAUAUGGUGCUCGAGAUUGCAGCACCCUUGAAUGAAAUCUUGUCCGAUAGUCAUCAUUACCAUCAUCAUCCGAAAUCUUCGACUAACAUCGAAAAAGAUGAGGUCUGCUCAUCAUAG
Messenger RNA from Puccinia triticina, 2436 nucleotides. RefSeq lists its product as uncharacterized. Gene Ontology annotation, cellular component: mRNA cleavage and polyadenylation specificity factor complex. The transcript has 15 exons. Gene Ontology annotation, molecular function: RNA endonuclease activity; RNA binding; 5'-3' exonuclease activity. Bases 1 to 2436 code for a protein of 811 amino acids. Gene Ontology annotation, biological process: mRNA 3'-end processing by stem-loop binding and cleavage. The record is from RefSeq and is a predicted model, not a curated record. Lineage: Eukaryota; Fungi; Basidiomycota; Pucciniomycetes; Pucciniales; Pucciniaceae.